AUGGAUCAAGCAGUACCAUCAACAACUUUUGUCAAUGAUAGUAAAAUUAAAAGACAAAAACUAGAAGAAACAACUAAUAACAGUAUAAAUCGUUUAUUGACAACACAUUUUGAAGAUCUUUCUAAUGAACUUAUCUAUCAAAUAUUUGAAUUACUGGAUUCUUAUGAUGUCUAUAUUAUUUUCUCUAAUCUGAAUUUGCGAAUUGAAAAUCUUCUUACUAAUUCUAAUCUUCGAAUAAAUGUCGAUCUUUCAUCAAUAUCAAAAUCAAAUUUUCAACAUUAUUAUAAAGAAAUUAUUAUUCCUCAUCAACUUCGAAUUAAUUCGAUUCGUUUAACAAAUUUAUUUAUCUAUAAUCAUUCUUUUUCACCACUUCGAAAGUUAACAAGCCUUUGUCAACUUGAAAAACUUAUUAUUCAUAAUAUUCAAAUGAAUUAUCUUGAGGAACUUUUAAUUUCUUUACGUGUUUUACCAAAACUUUACUCAUCAGAUAUUGAACCUAUUGAUGUCAUAACGAAUCCAUCGCGUAUUUAUGAUCGAAUAUUUCGUUUACCUGUCUUAAAAUAUUGUCAAAUCUCUUUUAAAAUAAAACCAAAUGCUAUUUUAUUACUUGAAACAACCAAUAAAUACAGUUCUAUUGAACAUCUCAUUAUCAGAAAUGAUAUUUCCUUCCAUCACCUCGACACAUUAUUAUCAUUUAUUCCUCAUCUUCGUUAUUUAUCAUGUUUAAAUAUCUUUCGAUUAAAAGAUAGCCCAACAAAUAUUCGACCGAUUAUAUUAAAUAAAUUAAGUCAUAUUUUAUUUCAAAUGAGACAUACAACUUUUGAUCAAUUUAAACAAUGGAUUACAAAUCUUUCUCAUCGAAUUGAAGUCUUAUGUAUUUGA
Molecule: messenger RNA, 882 nt
Organism: Adineta steineri
Lineage: Eukaryota; Metazoa; Rotifera; Eurotatoria; Adinetida; Adinetidae
Source: the annotation of a GenBank genome assembly